This is a messenger RNA of Chaetomium strumarium, 1515 nucleotides long. RefSeq names its product mevalonate kinase like protein. Gene Ontology annotation, cellular component: cytosol; cytoplasm. The coding region runs from base 1 to 1515 and encodes 504 amino acids. NCBI's taxonomy places the organism in Eukaryota, Fungi, Ascomycota, Sordariomycetes, Sordariales, Chaetomiaceae. The record is from RefSeq and is a predicted model, not a curated record. Gene Ontology annotation, biological process: isopentenyl diphosphate biosynthetic process, mevalonate pathway; isoprenoid biosynthetic process; ergosterol biosynthetic process. The transcript is spliced from 2 exons. Gene Ontology annotation, molecular function: ATP binding; mevalonate kinase activity.
AUGACGACGCAGCGUGUGACAAACGGCCUCCCGAAUGGUCACGCUGGCGAAGAAUCGGACGGUCCGAGCACCAACGGCAGCGUCAACGGCAUCGCAAAUGGGAUAGGCAGCAUCAAGGUCAACCCACGGAAAAGGAUGGACCGCAAGAAGUCGAGUCCCAUGUUACCGGCGUUCAUGGUGUCGGCUCCUGGCAAGGUGAUCGUCUUUGGCGAGCACGCAGUAGUGCAUGGCAAAGCCGCAAUAGCCGCCGCCAUCUCGUUGCGAUCCUAUCUUCUAGUUACGACGCUCUCCAAGUCAAAGCGGACAGUGACCCUGAAAUUUCCCGACAUCGACUUCAGCCACUCGUGGAACAUUGACGACCUGCCUUGGUCAACGUUCCAAGCCCCAGACAAGAAAAAGUUCUAUUACUCCCUCGUAACAGAGGUUGAUCCCGACCUCGUCGCUGCCAUCCAGCCCUUCCUCGCUGAUGUCUCCCCUGACCAGCCAAGCAACAUCCGUAAGGUACACCAAAACUCAGCCGGCGCGUUUCUCUACAUGUUCCUGUCGCUGGGAUCUCCAUCAUUCGCCGCAUGCCAGUACACGCUGAGAUCCACAAUCCCAAUUGGCGCUGGCCUGGGCAGCAGCGGUUCCAUUGCCGUAUGCUUGUCCGCGGCCUUGCUCCUUCAACUCAGAACCCUCUCGGGCCCGCAUCCGGACCAGCCUGGGGACGAGGCACGCAUACAAAUCGAGCGCAUUAACCGCUGGGCGUACGUUUACGAGAUGUUCAUCCACGGCAACCCCUCCGGGGUAGACAACACCGUCUCGACACAGGGAAAGGCAGUUCUCUUCCAGCGGACAGAUUACGGAAAGCCCCCAUCUGUACGACCACUCUGGGACUUCCCGGAGCUGCCGCUCCUGCUGGUCGACACCAAGGUCCCCAAAUCUACGGCGCACGAGGUCGCCAAGGUCGCCAAGCUGAAGCAGGCCCACCCGAAGCUUGUCGGCAGCAUCCUGGACGCCGUCGACAAGCUCACACAGACAUCAGCCGAGAUCCUGGCCGAGGAGAGCUUUGACACAGAGGGUGAGGAAAGCCUGACCCGUGUCGGUGAGCUCAUGACCAUCAACCACGGUCUGCUGGUCUCGCUGGGUGUGUCGCACCCGCGGCUGGAGCGGGUGCGGGAGCUGGUCGACCACGAGGGGAUAGGCUGGACUAAGCUCACCGGUGCAGGAGGUGGCGGUUGCUCAAUUACCUUGCUGAAGCCGGGAGUUUCUAGGGAGAAGCUCGAUAAAUUGGAGGCACAGCUUGACCAGGAAGGGUAUCAGAAGUUUGAGACGACGCUUGGUGGUGAUGGGGUGGGUGUAUUGUGGCCUGCAGUGCUGAAAAACGGGAUGGAUGAGGAUGAUGAGGGUGGUAUGGAGAUUGACUUGGAGAAGUUCCUUAGUGCGGAGGGUAAUGAGGGGGUCGAGCGGUUGGUGGGUGUCCAUGGAGGCGGCGGUGAGAGAGAGGGAUGGAAAUUCUGGAGGGUGGAGGGCUAG